AUGAUCUCAACUAUUCAUUAUCUUGGCGUACUCCUGGCCAUUUUCCACGGUAUUUCAUGUCUGGGCAAUCUCCAAAGCGCCGCUGCAACGGGCAGGCUCUUCUGCAAUCUGCGCCCCUAUCCAAAUGCCCGCAUCAAAUUCUGGGAAUACGAUUUCGGCCUCUUCCAAGAUGAUCUGUUGAUGGAGACGAGGAGCGAUGAAAAUGGAGCUUUUCAAGUAUAUGGAAAUGAUACGGAGAUUGGGUCGAUACGACCGCGUGUGUAUAUCCUCCAUAAUUGUAAUGAUGAGGCAACGGAAUGCUGGCGAAAAGUGGUCAUCGAGGUCCCAAAGGCCUAUGUUUCGGAGGGUGGAGUGCCGAGGAGGGUAUUCAACAUCGGAGAGCUCAGCCUUGAUGCACAUCUACCGGGUGAAGCUAGGGACUGCAUCACACCA
Mesorhabditis spiculigera is the source of this 432-nucleotide messenger RNA. Lineage: Eukaryota; Metazoa; Nematoda; Chromadorea; Rhabditida; Rhabditidae. The record is from the annotation of a GenBank genome assembly.